CAAUGAAUAAUACCUUAACCAUGCUCCAUAGUGAUAGCCUAAUCUAUACUUUUGGUGAAUUUACGAGGCAUUGUUAGAUACAGAUGACCAUAUAUAGCCUAUGCGCACGGUACUGUCUAUGUCUGCCCUGAUCCUCUCUCUCUCUCUCCGUCGCCUGCUCCUCUUCGCUAGUGUUUGGUCUUCGGUCUGUUGUGUGUAGAAUAGCUCAGCCCACUCAUUGAUUGUCCCUACAUGGCAAGACAAGAAAUUGCGAUAGCCUACAUUUUAUGAUCACCGAUGCACGGUUCUGACUGUCUGCCUAGUGGCCGACAUGCCUACCUAUGCCUGGCUGUGGCUCUCUAUCUCUCCCUCGCUAGCUCGCUCUAUCUUUUGCUGUGCUAGAUGCGAGAGUUUGUGUUUUUGAAAUAUACAAGGGAAAUAGUUUCCUCCGUUGCAAAAAUACUGAACCUUAGGAGUCGAGGAGUCAAUUCCGAAGCUUGACACCAAGAAAUGCGAGUCGGCGGGCAAGGACUCGGAGGAAUCGAUUAUUUUGGAGUCGACUCCCCAUGGAAUGUGCAUAAGGCCUAUUAGAUGAGGUGCAGUCAACUUCGUCUGAUGACUUGUGUUUGACAGCGACGCUCUGCUGUAGAAAGGGUGAAGAAAAAAGACGAUGGAAAUCUUCAAAAUGGACUAGUUCCUCCUUCUCUUCUGAAGUGCGUUGGGAAUAGCCAAACCGCCUCCAGCCACAAUGAACCACUCUAACGAGUCGACCCCACUGUGCUUUUCCAUCAACAGUCCCCCCUUCAACUACACCCACACCAUUGCUUCCGCCUACUUCUCAUCAGUGUUUAGUGCACUGGGCCUCACCUUCAACCUCAUCGCCUUCGUGGUCCUCCUGAAGUCCUUCCCACGCACGCAAAGCCGGUCACACUCCUCCUUCCUCAUCUUCCUCUGCGGCCUGGUGUUUACCGACUUCAUGGGCCUCCUGGUCACCGGCUCCAUCGUGGUCUCCUUCCACUUCACCCAGUUCAACUGGCGCCGCCUGGACCCGCACUGCCACUUCUGCAACUUCAUGGGCAUGUCUAUGGUCUUCUACGGUCUGUGCCCGCUGCUGCUGGGGGCCACCAUGGCCAUGGAGCGUUUCGUGGGCAUCAAUCGGCCAUUCGCCCGCUCGACCAGCAUGAUGACCAAGUCGCGGGCCGUGUCCAUAGUGCUGAUGGUAUGGGCAGGGGCGGGGUGCAUCUCACUGCUGCCCCUGGUUGGCAUGGGGAGCUACCACAUGCAGAUACCGGGCUCCUGGUGCUUCUUUAAAAUUAGCUCAGAGGCAAGCGACAUGGCCUUUUGCCUGCUUUUCUCGCUGGUGGGGCUGCUGUCCAUCGCCGUGUCCUUCCUGCUCAAUACAAUAAGCGUGGUGACCCUGGUCAAGGUGUGCUGCAGCCAGGAUGCUAGGCAGCGGCGCCGCGACUACGAGGUGGAGAUGAUGGUGCAGCUCAUCUGGAUCAUGAUGAUUGCUUCCAUCUGCUGGUGCCCCCUGCUGAAUAUUGCCUCACAGAAUGGAAACAGCAGCCAACCGAGACAUCUCCCAGAUGGUCGGCAAACAGGGAUACCUACUUCGCCAACAUCACGGUCAGCUGGCGCAUCUGGGAACGGAGUUCUUCGUCUAGAUCUUCCCCAAGGGAGUCACCCCCAACGAGCGAAGGAUCCUCUACAAUGAGUUGACCCAGCGAGCCAGCACCCCAGCCCAUUCAGCAGUCUGCCCAGGUCAGCGAUGCCUGUUUGUCCCUUCCAGACAAUUAUGACAGGACUCCAUCCAAAUGCUGUGCCUUCUUCCUCCAGUGCUCCCUCAAUUUUGCUCAUCAAACGGGAGCCCCCAACACUGAGCGCCGACUCCAACCACGGCAGGAGGACCAGACUGCUGCGGAGUACGCCCUCCCCUUUCAUACUGUGGCAGCAUCCAGCUGAUGGAAUGAGCAGGCUCUCCUCUCCGUUUCCAGUUCAAGCACUGGAUAACCAACUACUGGGAUCUGGCACAGUCACACACAUCACAGCACUACUCACCAUCACCGUGGGAGCCCAGCACCAAGAAAGCAUCACCUUCCUCAUUAUCCAGGCCCCCGAGAUUACGGCCUGGGUACCCAGAUGCCUGAAGACCUGCUUUUCCUUACCUUGUGGUUCACGUAGGUUGAGAAUCCUGUGGUUUCCCUCCAGGCCGACAUCCCUGAGGUUUACCAGGAUGUCUGGGAGGUUUUCUCCAAGACUCACGCCACCUGUCUCCCUCCUCUUUGCCCUGGGACUGAGCUAUCGACCUGCUUACAGACUCUGCGCCCCCGCGCAGCCGCAUCUACCCCCUGUCGGUGGCUGAAACCAAGCCUAUGAAGGAGCACAUCCAG
Molecule: messenger RNA, 2369 nt
Organism: Salmo salar (Atlantic salmon)
Lineage: Eukaryota; Metazoa; Chordata; Actinopteri; Salmoniformes; Salmonidae
Source: RefSeq, a predicted model, not a curated record